GGAUCUAAUCUUCCUCUCCACCUAGUCAGUAUUCCCCUUUUUGUCUCCCCCCCUCGGCCCUCAUCAUCAUUCAUCAGGCAUCAGCUAUUAGCCUAUUACUCCGUCUUGGCGUAGUUUCGAAAAUCAAAGAGACGAGGAUCGUAAGCGAAAGAAGAGAGAGAAAAAAAUGACAGAAGCAGUAAUCAGGAAUAAGCCAGGAAUGGCCAGUGUGAAGGACAUGCCUCUCCUUCAAGAUGGUCCUCCACCCGGUGGUUUCGCACCCGUCCGUUACGCUCGUCGGAUCCCCACUAAGGGUCCCAGUGCUAUGGCCAUUUUCCUCACUACUUUCGGCGCUUUUGCUUGGGGUAUGUACCAGGUUGGCGAGGGUAACAAGAAACGUCGGGUAAUCAAGGAAGAGAAAUAUGCUGCUCGUCGAGCUAUACUGCCUUUGCUGCAGGCAGAAGAGGAUGAAAGAUUUGUCAUAGAAUGGAAAAAGUACCUAGAAGACGAGGCCAGAAUUAUGAAGAAUGUACCGGGCUGGAAGGUAGGUGAGAAUGUAUACCACUCUGGAAGAUGGAUGCCUCCAGCAACUGGUGAGCUUCGCCCUGAAGUUUGGUGAGCCAUUGUGUUCAUGUGUUACUUUUGAGGACAUCAAUUCAAUCCCUUGCUGGCAGCACAAAUUUGUUUGCUGCCUUCUUAUAGGGUACUAAUAAUGUAGUAUCCCAAACUUAUUUCUUUUGCCCUCACAGUGAGUGACUAAUUUGCUGCUGUUAUAAAUAUGAUGAAAGUGACUACUGUUUUUCUUGUCC
Molecule: messenger RNA, 788 nt
Organism: Beta vulgaris subsp. vulgaris (sugar beet)
Lineage: Eukaryota; Viridiplantae; Streptophyta; Magnoliopsida; Caryophyllales; Amaranthaceae
Product: NADH dehydrogenase [ubiquinone] 1 alpha subcomplex subunit 13-B
Exons: 3
Coding region: 167-598 (143 amino acids)
Source: RefSeq, a predicted model, not a curated record